This is a messenger RNA of Opisthorchis viverrini, 3384 nucleotides long. RefSeq lists its product as hypothetical. The transcript is spliced from 13 exons. The record is from RefSeq and is a predicted model, not a curated record. Bases 64 to 2970 code for a protein of 968 amino acids. Lineage: Eukaryota; Metazoa; Platyhelminthes; Trematoda; Opisthorchiida; Opisthorchiidae.
UAGAAUAAUGUUACCACCCUCACGGGCGAUUUUAUGAAAACACCUCUUCGAGCCAUAUAGGGUAUGGCUUUGGACACAAUACAAAAUGUUGAAAAUUACAUUCGGGAUUUGGCCAAGGACCGAAGAAGCAGAUUUUCCGAAAAUUUCCUUGAUUAUGACAACCUGAGAUCGGGAUACGUAACCACUGGACAAUUUUUCAGAGUUCUCCGAAAUAUUAUCGGUGUCCCGUUGAGGAAUGAUGCAGAAGAGCUUAUUCUUCAAAAAUAUGGCGUGAACGAAAACAAAGAUGUCAACUGGAGGCAAUUUGCCCAGGAAAUUGAAGGGAAAUUUGAUGUCAAUGAUUUUACCAGAAUGCAAAGUUCUGAAGACAAUCGAGUAAGAUCAUUGUCGAAAGCUGACAGAUCUAGAUCUUACUAUGUGGGUUCCAAGGCACCGCAUAAACGUCCUGGUGACGAAAAAUACGAUAGUCUGAGGCCUAUUUUGUCACGCAUAAAUCAAUUCAUUGGGUUUCAAGGCUAUAUCAUCCGUGACUGUUACAAACAGUUCGAUGUUCACAAUGUGGGACUAGUAACAGAAAGCCAGUUCUAUCGAUCAUUUCCCGGACCAACUGAUAUCAGCGAAGCGGAAUUGACAAUGCUUGUCGAGCGAUAUAAAUCAAAUACGCAUCCUGGCUUCGUUGACUAUUUGGCUUUUGAGAGGGAACUCAGAGAAUUGCAGGCCGCAGAGGGAGUUGCUAAAAUGGGCCAACCAACAGAUAUGAAGGAAGGUAUUUGUAUACCUGAGCCAAAAGAAGAUUUUUUGCGUCCCUCGGUUGAAUUAAUUAUUGACCGGAUUCGGUUUGCGAUUCAUCGCCGGGGUGUGCGUGUCAUGGAUUUCUUUGUGGAUUACGAUAAGCUACGGCAUGAUGCGGUCACAGAAAAUCAGUUUGUUUGUGCUCUUAUGAUGGCGAUUGCCAAAGAAGCUCAACUGAGCCGCGAGGAAGUGCAGAUGCUGGCCAAUUGCUAUAGAAAGCAUUCAAACCCAAGAAUGAUUGCCUAUCGUGAAUUUUGUCGACAAGUUGAUGCACCCUUUCACACGUUGCAUCUCGAAAAGGACCCACUGAAACAACCAAAUAUGCCCAAAACUGGCGAGCUAACCAGAGGUGUAGCAACUUUGACCACAGAAGAGGAACAACGGGUUUCAAGAAUCCUCGACGACCUUCGAGCGAAAGUAGAGAAGCGGCGCAUUAUGACUUAUCCGUAUUUUCGAGACUAUGACUUGGGUACUGGGGUCACGAGAAUUGUCAGUGACACACAGUUUGGACGUGUUCUACACUUCCUCGGCCUAACCGUUUCACCGGAAGAUUGUCGCUUGUUGUGCCGGAAAUUCGCUGAACCUACCACCGGUAAAGUCAAUUAUACUCUUUUCUGUCAAGCGAUAGACAGAUGGUCUGUGCCUGGGGAAAUCCUGAAGCCAGACGACACUAGCGCUUACUGUGUGGAGCAAGAAAACAUAAACUUUGGCGUAGUGAUUGGGGACAGCAAAUCAGGCAAGAAAGUCAGUCGCCGCGAUUGGCUCUCUACAGUUGAGCCGCGCAUCAGCUCUGUCGGAGAUCAUUGGCCAGUAGAAGUACUCCUUGACCGUAUUCGACACCUAGUCCUAAUAAAUCGUAUUGGACUAAAGCCUUGGUUUCACGAUUUUGAUCAACUGCGGAGUGGAUACAUGACACGUUCACAAUUUGCUCGCUGUCUGACCGCGGCAGGAAUAAUGCGAUUGGACCUACAUGACUUGACUCCAACACAACUGAACACAUUAGCGGACCGAUACGUAUCACCAAAUGACUCUAACAUGGUCAACUGGACUAAAUUUGUCGAGGACGUGGAAACGGUGUUUACGAUACCCGAACUGGAGAAACAACCGCUUACGCGCGUUCUUCCGCAGGAGACCUUUGUUCAGCCCAAACCAGGCACGGCCGACUGGAGUACAGCUACAACCGAAAUGCGUGAGAAUUACGAGGACAGCAUGUCAAAAUUACGUCGUAAAAUUCACGAACGUCGUAUGCUGUUAUUGCCAGACUUUCUGGCAUUUGACAAGAAUCAUCGCGGAUAUGUAACAACGAAUAACUUCAGACAACUGGUCACAAUGUUUGACUUUAGUAUAAGUCCCGCUGGAAUCGAUGCUAUUAUUGCUCGUCACGCGAACGAUGAUGGAUUUGAUUAUCGCGGGUUUCUCGAGGUGCUUGACCCACCUUCUCCAGAAGAAAUCGAAUACAAGUAUCCCGAAAGAUUGAAGACUUUGCAAAUGACAAAUAUUCUCGGAAAAAAGAGACUAGAAAUGGAACCUGUUUUAAGGGAUACUGAAGGAGUCCUGGAUCAGAUCAAGGCGGAAGUUUACCGUCGUCGAAUUCGACUUUCUGACUGGUUCAGAGAUCACGAUAAACUUAACCACGGAUAUAUGCCGAGGUCAACUUUCAGGCGGUGCCUUGGUGUGCUGCCACUGUCCAUAGGCGAAACUGCCAUGAAUAUGGUAGAAGACCGAUACAAGGGUUCUCAACCGGAAACAAUUGACUGGCGUGCCUUUUGUGCAGAAAUUGAACAAGUGUUUCAAACGCCAGAUUUGGAGAGAAACCCUCUUAAGGAACCAGAAGUCUAUGUACCCGAUGCCCCGGUAGCUCAAAACCAUUUGUCACUGGACGUGGCUAAGUUAGCUGACGGUGCGAUCGUGAAGGUGGCAGAUAAAGUGCGUCAGCGUCGUCUCCAGCUGCUGCCUCUCUUUAGCGAUUUUGACGAGACACAUCGCAUGACAGUCAGUCAGAUGCAAUUCCGACGUGUGCUAAUGACGUUGGAUUUGGCAGACAUGCUGAGUGAGAGGGAAUGGUCUAGUCUAUACUGCAAAUAUCGACAUCCGUUGGGGGUCGUUGACAAUAUCAACUAUCUGGCAUUCAUCGAUGACGUCUACACCGCAGCUGGGAUGGACCCAAGAAUGCCUUAGGAAAAACAACCUUUCGAAUGGCUGACUCGCUAAAUAGAGACACAAUUAUUUGAAAAUACAUAUUUGACACAUCAAAGCACUGUUUUAAAACAUACGCCUGCAGGACAAGGACCAUCCACAAUGAGAAGGCAGUUCGGAGUGCUUUGGAGUUUAGUUCGCAAAAUAAAGGACUAGGUGCAAACACAAAUACCAACCACGUUGUGCUACAUCUUUCAGCUCUCCUUUGAUUCAGUUAUCUUCUCUGGUAAAUUCUUGUUUUAUUAAAGAGUCUUUCAGAAAGCUAGCAUGCUCUUCAUGUAAUUAACUUCUCCGAACCAGCUGAAGGGAUCAAAAGAUGUGGAACUUUAAUCGCAGUUAUUGCUUUUCAUGCUUACGACUAAACUUGUUAAUUCAUGUAAUAAUCCCACAAAAGCG